GCGCGCGAGAGAGAGAGACCCCCCCCCUCCCCAUCCCCCGUCCUCUCCAUCCGCGCGCAUAGCAGCCCGCGCGGAUGCUGCGUCCACGGUCCUCAGCGCGCAGCUCAGCGAGGGGGCUCUCAUCACACAUCGCAUAGAAAAUCCAAAUACCGCAUCACCACGCUUUAGCACCUCUUUACACGUUCAAGAAGAAGCGUCAAAACAAACGAAGUACCUUUGCCUUUUUUGAUACAUUGGUCGGGACAGUCAUCUUAAAACGAUGUCUCCAUCGCUCAUUUUUUCCUCUGCGGAACCUCCAUCUAACCAGGCAACAACUGCACUAUUUUAGGAUCCAUCACAUCCAUCCGUAGUAAGCACACUGCUAAACACCUGGGAGAUAAGGACGAGAUGAUAACAGCUUCUGAGUGAACCCAACCGCUCUUGUGUUUCUCCUGGAUAUUCCCUUUUCCCAACAAACCACGGCAAUGUCCUUGGAGCAUGGCCUGGCUUCCUCACCAAUCCCAUCAUCCCGCAUCCUUUGAAUCCUAACUCAUCAGCACUACAGAUCUACACAAUAUCCCGCUCGGUUUUGCGCCCCCUCUUUGCUCUCGUUCUCUGUGUCCUGAUGGAUUGGAAGCAGCCCGAUCCCUCGUUGUGUUGACCCUCGGGGUGAGGGGGUUGAGUGGAGAGGACAGGUUUCUCCAAAUACACUAGAAGUGUCCUGCUGUCAUUGUCCCGAUUUCUUCUGAUGGAGAGAUAGAAGAACGGGAGGAACUACCGGGGAGGGAGAGGAGUGGAGAAGCAGACUCAAAACCAAAAAACUCAAGCCAAGAAUCAUCACUGAUACUGACCUUGUGUUGCUAAAUCCUCUUGCACUAGAAGAAGUCAUUUAGAUCAAGCAUCGUGGACCCAACAACCUAAGAUUCAAGAUGUCCACCACGGCAACCAUGGGUGAGAUGGCGAAUAGCGCAGUGGAGUUUUACCCCAAGCGGGGUGGAGGAGACGCAGAAACCAACCAUGCUGGAGACUUUGGGGUGACACUGGAGGAGCUCCGGUCCCUGAUGGAGAUGAGAGGACCCGAGGCCUUGCAGAAAAUUCAGGAAAGCUUUGGAGAUGUAGAAGGCCUAUGCCAGAGACUCAAGUCUUCCACCAGUGAUGGUUUGUCAGAUAACCCGACAGAUCUGGAGAAGCGCAGACAGGCAUUUGGACAAAACUUCAUACCCCCGAAAAAAGCCAAGACCUUCCUUCAGCUGGUGUGGGAGGCAUUACAAGACGUCACCCUCAUCAUCCUGGAGAUUGCAGCCAUCAUCUCCCUCGGCCUGUCCUUCUAUCAGCCACCCGGACACGAGAGCGAGGGUUGUGGAAAUGGGUCAGGAGGAGCUGAAGAUGAGGGGGAGGCAGAGGCAGGAUGGAUCGAAGGUGCAGCCAUCCUUCUCUCUGUCAUUUGUGUGGUGCUGGUGACGGCUUUCAACGACUGGAGUAAAGAGAAACAGUUCCGGGGACUGCAGAGCCGCAUCGAGCUGGAGCAGCGAUUCGCUGUGGUGCGCAAUGGAAACGUCAUCCAGAUCCCUGUCGCCGAGAUGGUGGUUGGGGACAUGGCCCAGGUCAAAUACGGUGACCUCCUACCUGCUGAUGGGGUCCUGGUUCAGGGAAAUGACCUGAAAAUCGACGAGAGCGCUUUAACUGGUGAAUCAGACCAUGUGCGGAAGUCGGUCGACAAGGACCCCAUGCUUCUCUCUGGUACCCAUGUGAUGGAGGGAUCAGGCAGGAUGCUGGUGACCGCAGUUGGAGUCAACUCUCAGAGUGGCAUCAUAUUCACACUACUGGGAGCUGGAGAAGGGGAGGAGGAGAAGAAAGAGAAGAAAGGCAAGCAGCCAGAGGCAGCUGUGGAGACCAAUCAGAAUAAAGCCAAAAAGCAGGAUGGAGCCGUUGCCAUGGAGAUGCAGCCUCUGAAGAGUGCGGAGGGUGGUGAAGUGGAGGAGAGAGAGAAGAAAAAAUCCAACGUGCCCAAGAAGGAGAAGUCUGUACUGCAGGGCAAACUCACCAAACUGGCUGUACAGAUUGGCAAAGCAGGUCUUGUGAUGUCAGCCAUUACAGUUAUCAUCCUGGUGCUGUACUUUGUGAUUGAGACGUUUGUUGUGGAGGGGCGGACCUGGUUGCCUCAGUGCACGCCUAUCUACGUACAGUAUUUUGUCAAAUUUUUUAUCAUCGGUGUGACUGUACUGGUGGUAGCUGUGCCUGAGGGUCUUCCCCUUGCUGUUACCAUCUCCCUGGCCUAUUCGGUUAAGAAAAUGAUGAAGGACAAUAACCUAGUGCGUCACUUGGAUGCCUGUGAGACAAUGGGCAAUGCCACUGCCAUCUGCUCUGACAAGACCGGCACCCUCACCACCAACCGCAUGACUGUGGUGCAGUCCUACAUCAAUGACCAGCACUUCCGUGAGAUCCCGGACCCCAGCCAGAUCAACCCUAACACCCUGGAGAUCAUUGUCAAUGCCAUAUCUAUCAACUGCGCCUAUACCUCCAAGAUCUUGCCCCCGGAUGUGGAAGGUGGUCUGCCCAAGCAGGUUGGUAAUAAGACAGAGUGUGGUCUGCUGGGCUUUCUGCUGGACUUGAAGAGAGACUAUGCCCCUGUGAGAGAGCAGAUCCCAGAGGAGAAGCUUUACAAAGUCUACACUUUCAACUCUGUACGCAAGUCCAUGAGCACUGUGGUACAGAUGCCGGAUGGAAGUUUCCGGCUCUACAGCAAAGGAGCUUCUGAGAUCCUUCUGAAAAAGUGUUCCUCGAUACUUGGUGCCAAUGGUGAAGCACGUAACUUCAAGCCGCGCGACCGAGAUGAGAUGGUGAAGAAAGUGAUCGAGCCAAUGGCAUGUGAAGGCCUGCGAACCAUCUGCAUCGCUUAUCGUAACCUUCCCUGCGACCCCGAGCCUGACUGGGAUAAUGAAGCUGAAAUUGUCACCGAUCUGAUUUGCAUUUCUGUCGUCGGGAUUGAGGAUCCCGUUCGACCUGAGGUCCCUGAUGCCAUUCGCAAGUGUCAGAGGGCAGGCAUCACUGUGCGCAUGGUCACUGGCGACAACAUCAACACAGCACGAGCUAUUGCUGCCAAAUGUGGCAUCAUUCAGCCCGGGGAUGACUUUCUGUGCAUUGAUGGUAAAGAAUUCAACCGAAGAAUCAGGAACGAGAAAGGAGAGAUUGAGCAGGAGAGGAUUGAUAAGAUCUGGCCCAAGCUCAGAGUCCUUGCACGUUCCUCCCCCACGGACAAACACACUCUCGUAAAAGGCAUCAUUGACAGCACUGUGCUGGAGCAGAGACAGGUGGUGGCCGUAACUGGUGAUGGGACAAAUGACGGACCGGCUCUCAAGAAGGCAGAUGUGGGCUUUGCGAUGGGUAUAGCAGGCACUGAUGUAGCUAAAGAAGCCUCUGACAUCAUCCUGACCGACGAUAACUUCUCCAGCAUUGUGAAGGCUGUCAUGUGGGGGAGAAAUGUGUAUGACAGCAUCUCCAAGUUCCUGCAGUUUCAGCUUACUGUCAAUGUAGUGGCCGUCAUCGUUGCUUUCACCGGGGCCUGCAUUACACAGGACUCUCCACUGAAAGCAGUACAGAUGUUGUGGGUUAAUCUGAUCAUGGACACAUUUGCCUCUUUGGCUCUUGCAACUGAGCCACCCACCGAAGCUCUGCUGCUUAGGAAACCCUACGGGCGCAACAACCCCCUCAUCUCACUCACAAUGAUGAAGAACAUCCUGGGUCAUGGAGUCUAUCAGCUCAUCAUCAUCUUCACCCUGUUGUUUGUUGGAGAGAAAAUCUUCAACAUCGACAGUGGCCGUAACGCUCCCUUACACUCCCCCCCAUCUGAACACUACACCAUCAUCUUCAACACCUUUGUCCUGAUGCAGCUCUUCAACGAGAUCAACGCUCGCAAGAUUCACGGCGAAAGGAACGUGUUCGACGGCAUCUUUGGGAACCCUAUCUUCUGCAGCAUUGUUCUGGGAACAUUUGGAGUGCAGAUUGUGAUUGUGCAGUUUGGGGGCAAGCCCUUCAGCUGUUCCCCUCUCAAUUUGGAGCAAUGGCUGUGGUGCCUCUUCGUGGGAGUUGGAGAAUUGCUGUGGGGUCAGGUGAUAGCCACAGUGCCCACUAGUCACCUGAAGUGUCUGAAGGAGGCAGGCCAUGGACCAGGGACGGAUGAGAUGUCGGAGGACGAGCUGGCCGAGGAUGAGGAGGAGAUAGACCACGCUGAGAGAGAGCUACGCAGGGGGCAGAUCCUCUGGUUUAGAGGCCUUAACCGUAUCCAGACUCAGAUGGAGGUAGUGAGUACGUUCAAGAGAAGUGGUUCGUUUCAGGGUGCUGUGAGACGUCGAUCCUCAGUGCUCAGCCAGCUCCAUGACGUUACCAAUAUUUCUACCCCCACUCAUAUGCAGGUGGUGAAAGCGUUCCGUAGCUCCCUUUACGAUGGAAUCGAGAAACCCGCAUCCAGGAAUUCCAUCCACAACUUCAUGGCACACCCCGAGUUUCUCAUCAACGACUUCAUCCACAACAUCCCACUGAUUGAUGACACUGACAUUGACGAUGAAUCGGAGUGGUCGAGGAACAACCAGCACUUGCAUCCGGCCUUCCGAAAGCCCCCUCCUCCUCCGGUCCAGCAGCCACAGCGAAGCCGCCCACCGCCCCGUCCCUACCGCCAGUACAGCCUCCCUGACACAUCUAACCGCAACAACAAUGCCAUUGAGAGCAGCGUCUACCAGCUGAACCUCCCCACAGGCAUAGACGGCCAUUGGACAACCCCAUCUCAGCAGAUGUACCCCCUCCUCGCCCUGGAGACCUCUCUAUGACUAAUUGGGCUCCAGAGUAAAAGACCUUAAAAACUUUGAGGAUGUGGACCUGUGCAGGUCAGGCUGGUGGGGGAGGCUUCUACAGACAUGUGGUAGAUGGUCGACACCCAAUACUAUGACAGGGUCAACCCAUUACAAUCAUUCCUCCACUACCACCAUCCACGAAAACACUAUCACUCCUCAUGUCUCAACAACAGCCCCACAGACACCUCUCCUCUCACCGUGUGGAGAGGAGGCCAGUCUGUUGCAUGUCUGUGGUUCCUUUGGAUGGACCUGAGAAGGUGAGGAAUCCAGACCCAAUGGAUUUUAGCGGCUCUUUAGUGCUGGCGACUAUUGACUUCUCAGAAUGCAAAGGAAUAUGUUCCCUACAGGUGGAGUAGGGGUCCAUUCACUUUACUUUUUAUCAGUGUUACUAAACUCAGUAUCAUUAUUAUCAUGUUUGACUUCUUACUAUCACCACCGUCAUUCCGAGUGCUCGGAUUAUCAUUGCGAUAUCACAGAAAAUGACUUUUAUUACUCUGAGUAAUGCUUUAUGGA
Molecule: messenger RNA, 5339 nt
Organism: Carassius auratus (goldfish)
Lineage: Eukaryota; Metazoa; Chordata; Actinopteri; Cypriniformes; Cyprinidae
Product: plasma membrane calcium-transporting ATPase 3
Exons: 22
Coding region: 909-4802 (1297 amino acids)
Biological process (GO): calcium ion transmembrane transport; regulation of cytosolic calcium ion concentration
Cellular component (GO): intracellular membrane-bounded organelle; plasma membrane
Molecular function (GO): ATP hydrolysis activity; PDZ domain binding; ATP binding
Source: RefSeq, a predicted model, not a curated record